Heterostelium album PN500 is the source of this 1068-nucleotide messenger RNA. RefSeq lists its product as uncharacterized. The transcript has 3 exons. NCBI's taxonomy places the organism in Eukaryota, Evosea, Eumycetozoa, Acytosteliales, Acytosteliaceae. The coding region runs from base 1 to 1068 and encodes 355 amino acids. The record is from RefSeq and is a predicted model, not a curated record.
AUGGCAAAAAAUUCCAUUCAAGGUACUAUGGAACAAGGACCAGCUAUCAUUGACAUCGGUCGUUUCUUGGCAGAUCCAACCUCUGCUGAGGCACUCGAAGACUGCAAGAAUCUCGUCAAGACCUUGCAAGAGACAAGUUGUCUUGUCAUCAAGAGUCCAAAAGUAAAUGAAGAACAAAAUAGCAGAUUUUUGGAUAUGAUGGAACAAUAUUAUGAACAACCAACUGAAGCUUUGAUGAAGGAUGUUCACCCAGAGUGGAGCUAUCAAUUGGGUGCCACUCCAGAGUUCACUGAGAAGCCAAGAGACCAUGCCGAUGUUAUCAAGGCCCUCAAGCCACAAUAUGCUGCUCAUGCUCCACGUGGUGCCGAUCCAAAGUGGCGUUUCUUCUGGCGUAUUGGUGACAGACCAUCUGAUACCGCCUACCCAGAGCUCAACUGUCCACCAGUCAUCCCAGCCAAGUUCCCACACUGGCAAGAUGUCAUGGACUCCUGGGGAUCAUUGAUGCUCUCCUCGAUCGAAACCGUUUCAGAGAUGAUUGCCACCGGUUACGGUUUACCAGUCGACUCGAUCACCAAGAUGAUGAAGAACGGUCCACAUUUAUUGGCUCCAACCGGUUCAGACUUGAAGAGAUUCGGUGAUUUGGAUCAAAUUUUCGCUGGUUUCCAUUACGAUUUCAAUUUGUUAACCAUCCACGGAAAGUCUCGUUAUCCAGGUUUGUACAUCUGGUUGCGUGACGGUACCAGAGUCUUGGUCAAGGUUCCACCCGGAUGUUUGUUGUUGCAAGCCGGUAAGCAACUCGAAUGGAUCACCGGUGGUGAUAUCAUGGCUGGUUUCCACGAGGUCGUCGUCACCAAGGAGACCCAAGCUGCAGUCGAAAAGGCAAAGGAAGAAGGUAGAUCGUUGUGGCGUAUCUCAUCCACCCUCUUUGGUCACAUCGCCUCCGACACCACUUUGAAUAUUCUCCCACCAUUCAGCAAUGAGGAGAAUCUCAAGAAAUACCCAGCCAUCCUCGCUGGUAAACAAUCUGAAGAAGAGUUACAAAUGAUUAACCUCCAACAAAAGAGUUAA